AGUUUUAUCGAGUAUACUACAAUAAAAUAUACUUUCUGAUUUGGGUCUGUUGUGGGCUUCUUUCCAUCUCUUCCAUCGGAAAGAUCGAUCCCUUUUUCCCCACAGUUUUGAUCCGGGCUGAUCUCUGACUGCAUUUGAGGUAUGAAUUUCCAAAGCGUGGAGGAGUUUUGGCUAUUUUACAUGAAUCAACACUCGAAACCAGCCACUAGGUGUUGGCAUUUUGUGGGCACGCUUUGUUGCUUGAUAUAUUCAAUGCUUUUCAACUGGUGGUUUGUGAUCCUUGUGCCCUUGUUGGGAUAUGACUUGGCAUGGUAUAGCCAUUUUUUUGUGGAAGGAAAUGUUCCUGCAACUUUUGGGCAUCAUUUUUGGUCCCUUUUGUGUGAUUUCAAGAUGUUUAGAUUGAUGCUUACUGGUCAAAUGGAUAGAGAAAUUAAGAGGCUCAGUAAGAGGCUAGUUCUGCAAGCUUACUAA
This is a messenger RNA of Coffea eugenioides, 471 nucleotides long. RefSeq lists its product as uncharacterized. The record is from RefSeq and is a predicted model, not a curated record. NCBI's taxonomy places the organism in Eukaryota, Viridiplantae, Streptophyta, Magnoliopsida, Gentianales, Rubiaceae. The transcript has a single exon. The coding region runs from base 142 to 471 and encodes 109 amino acids.